GGACGUAAAUGCACCCAUGGGUUGUGAGAACCUGUAUUCCAAAGGAUAAUACAGACUGUGGAUCCCACAAUGAAAUGCACCAAAUAUUUUACAUCCAUGACUGGUACUCCUGCAACAAAUCUCCUGCAGAGUACAGACUGACCGUGAGAAAAGUCAUUUGCAACAUGCUAUUUAUAAGCAAAACUUGAACUUGAUAAAUUACACAAUUACAAAGGGAGGAGACAGGAACUUUGAUUAUCUGUAUACAUUUGUUGCAAUAUGUUGUUGGUGUUGAUACUUCUCGGGGUAAUUUCAAGUGUAGUAAGCCAGCAAUGUGAAUGCGGCAUCUUUAUAGUAAGGGCAAGGGAUGUAAAUGGUAUUCCAACGGAUAAGUCUUCCGAACUAUGGCGAUUGUCAACUACUCCAAGCUCCGGCUGUUCUGCAUCCGAAGCCAUCACCUGCGAGAACAACUGUAUCCAAACAUUUAGAAAUUGGAAGGCAAACAACAACAUGUAUUCGUUGAUUCCAGGAGAUGCUAAUAAUAGAGACUACGGCAACUAUUUCUGCGCGUCGACAGGGACCGUACUACCCCCAGGGUACGCUCCAGAGGCAUUGCACCAGAACCCGUCUUGUUAUGAUUGGAUAAGCUCUACUGAGUACGACCCUCGUCAGAAUCUCUGCUGCUCUGCCGACACCUGGAACUUCUGGGAUUGUCCAUAUGAUGGAAAUGCUGUCGCGACGACCCCAAUUCCUCUUUAAGGAAUGAAAGAAAUCCAUGGAUUGGUAGUUGUACAGCCUGAAUGAUAAAUAUAUUUUUUGAAAUACACUGAGUUAUGUUAUUACUA
Molecule: messenger RNA, 824 nt
Organism: Owenia fusiformis
Lineage: Eukaryota; Metazoa; Annelida; Polychaeta; Sabellida; Oweniidae
Source: the annotation of a GenBank genome assembly